GCCUGAGGAGAGGAAGGCGACACCGUCCUGCACACUUUGUGUUCACGCCAAGAGGCGGCCGUGUAGUUUGGAGACAAGUCGCCGUGUCUGUGUCUCCCACUUUACUUUCACCUCCGCCUCCUCCUGCUCCUCCGCUGGCAGAAAUUUAUAAAGAACAAAAAAUCGGAGCGGGGAGGAGGGAGGGGGGUUCAUCUACGCCGAGGCUGAAAUCGAGAGGCGAACCCAGGGAAAGAGGAGUCAUUUCUACACGGGACUUUCCCCCUCUUAGGCCCCUUGAAGGAGGGGGAAAAGUCGCAAUAUUGGAAACAAAGAGGAAUGCGAUUGUAAGGGCGUGAAAACGCCUGCCAUUGUGGAUACUUUAUAUAUUUUUAUUUCGACAAAAUAUGGCCGAGAACGUUCUGGACUCUGGCCCGCCUUCAGCCAAGAGGCCUAAACUCUCCUCUCCGGCACUUUCCGCCUCCGCCAGCGAUGGAAAUGAUUUUGGCUCACUAUUUGACCUUGAACAUGACCUCCCAGAUGAGCUCAUCAGCUCUAAUGAACAAGGUCUGGUCAAUGGCGGUGACCUCAACCAGUUGCACACCACUCUGGGAGGAGGACCUGCUGGCCUUGGGCCUGGAGGAGGCAGUGGAGGGACAGGAGCAAUGGGUCUUGGGCUUGGCCCAGGAGGGGGUCCUGGAGGUGUUGGUGGUGGCCAGGAUGCGGUGGCCAAGCACAAACAACUGUCUGAGCUCUUGCGAUCAGGGGCACCACAGAGCUCUGGUCAGCAGGGACAUCAAGGAGCUAUGGGUAGCCCGGGAGGCCUCAGUGGUAUGGGGUCACACUUGGGGAACAUGAAGGCAUCUCCUGGCCAGGGAGCGCAGCAGAUGAUGGGCCAGGGGCAGCAGCAGCCGCAGCACCUCUCCCCUCAGCAGCAGGCCAAUAUGAUGCAGCAACAGCAGAAUGCUGCAGCUGGAAUAAUAGGUGGCAUGAACAGAGCCAUGAUGGGGGUGCAGCAGAAAGGUAGUAAUGGACAGCAGCAGCCGGGUAUUAUGGGGGGCCAGGUGAUGAAUGGCUCUCCCAGAAUGGGCUUUGGCAAUCAGGGGAUGGGAAGCAACAGCAACUUGUUGGCUGACACACUACAGCAGCAGCAACAGGGACCUGGAGGCCAAGUUGGAAUGAGAUGUCAGCAACCUGGAACAAUGAACAAGAUGGGGAUGAUGGGCAGCCCAGGUGGCCCAUUUGGAGGUCCGUAUGCAGGACAAGGGAAUCAAGGUCUGGGAGGGGCAGGGCUGGGCCCUCAGCUCCAGAGCAAAGGACCCAUGACCAACAGCCUUGCCCAGUUUAAUGUGGACAAAAAGAACCAGGCCAUUCAAGGAAUGACAAGCAUGGCUUCCCAGCAGUCACAGACAGGUGUGAGCGCUCCCUCUGGUGCGCCUGUUGGAGGGGCUGCGGGAAUGGUGCCCACAGCCCAGGGAGGACUGGUUGGUCCUGGCAGUCAGGUCUCUACAACAUCAACAGCAGCUGGAGGGCCACCUACAGCUGAUCCUGAAAAGCGCAAGCUGAUCCAGCAGCAGUUGGUACUCCUGCUUCAUGCACACAAAUGCCAGCGGCGGGAGCAAGCUAACGGUGAAGUCCGACAGUGCAACCUGCCCCAUUGCCGGACCAUGAAGAAUGUCCUCAAUCACAUGACUCACUGUCAGUUGGGCAAGUCCUGUCAGGUGGCGCACUGUGCAUCAUCGAGACAGAUCAUCUCCCACUGGAAGAACUGCACGCGACAUGACUGUCCUGUAUGUCUGCCGCUGAAGAAUGCUGGGGACAAGAGGAACCCGCAGUGUGAGUCUCUGAUGGUUGGAGCUGCUGCUGGUCUUGGCAGUUCUUUAGGGGCAGUUCCUGGUGGCCAGACGAGUACUCCCAGUCUCAACCCACCAAGUCAGAUUGACCCCAGUUCCAUAGAAAGGGCCUAUGCAGCUCUGGGUCUUACCUACCAGGGUAACCAGAUCCAGGGUCAAACUGCUCAGCCCAGCAUGCCCAGCCAGAGCCUUCAAGGUCAACCUGGCAUGAGGCCCUUGAACCCAAUGGGUGCAAAUCCCAUGGGAGUCAAUGGAGGUGUUGGAACCCCUCCUCAGAACCAACAGACCAACCUGCUGCAGGAUACCAUGAUGCACCUCAAUGUGAACAGCCAAGGUCUAAUGAACGAGGCAGGUGGAGUUGGUGCCAUGCCCACUGCUGCGCCUCCCUCUGCUGCAGGUAUGAGGAAGAGUUGGCAUGAGGACAUCACACAGGACCUGCGAAACCACCUGGUACACAAACUUGUUCAGGCCAUCUUUCCCACUCCAGAUCCUGCUGCCCUAAAGGACCGCCGAAUGGAGAACCUGGUGGCCUAUGCCAGAAAAGUUGAGGGGGACAUGUAUGAGUCGGCUAACAGUAGAGCGGAGUACUACCACCUGCUGGCGGAGAAGAUCUAUAAGAUUCAGAAGGAGUUGGAGGAGAAGAGGAGGACUCGGCUCCAGAAGCAGGGCUUGGGCCUCGGGCCUCCUGGCAUGGGUCAGCCACCCACUGGACUGCCUCCAAAUGGCCCCCUCCCAGACCCGUCUAUGGUGCGACCGACGGGUCCAGGUCAACUGGUCAACAGGAUGCAAGGUCCAGGUAUGAAUCAGUUCAAUCAAAUGGGGAUGCAGCCCAUGGGCCAGAGGUCGACCCCUCCUCUUCCCAUGGGCCUUCUGGCAACCAGGUGAAUGGGAAUGGUUGGAGCCAGGAUGGGACAGCCGGGUGUCAACCAGAUGCAGAACCAGUUUUUGUCCCAGGGACAGUUUCCAGGACCAGGGGCCGGCACAGCUCAGCCUGGAAUGGCCCAGCCUAGAGGACAGGGGGGCAUGGCUCAGAUGGGCACUCCUCCUCUUCCAGUUACCAGUCCCCUGCCACAGCCAGGUUCAGCUGGUGGACCACCCACAGGGGGGCCUAUUGGUGCCCAGAGUUUAAGUGGUACAGGUCCCAGCUCAGUUGUUGGAGGCCCGGCCACAUCUUUGACUCCAUCUAAUACAAAUCAGCAGCCUGGCUCCAUCUCCCAUCUGGGAGCAAUGCGUGGCAGCUCUCCUUCUCCUGCUCAUAGCCGAUCUCCUACCCCUCACCAGACUCCCCCCAGACUAGCAGGGUCCCAGACCCCACAGCCACACACCCCGAAUGCACCUCAGCCGGCUCCACCUCCAGCUCCUCAGCAGAACCAACUCGGUCAAGGUCCAGGCUCAAACAAGUCCCUCCAGCAACAACAUGUGGGGGCAUCUGGUUCCACCACUCCAUCUCACCCUGGGUUGUCCUCCAGCUCAACGCCACAUGGCACUCAGCUGCCACGCACUCCGUUGUCCCAAAAAGGUUCAUUCCCACCUGACAGUCAGGCCCAGACUCCAGCCUCCGUCAGCGGCCUGGACACUUCCUCUCAGCUCCCACAGUCUGAUACGACGUCCGGCACCCUGGACAUAAAGAUGGAAGUCAAACAGCAGGAUGAUGAUGAUGAAGGAGAAGGGGACAGUGGCUCCAAAGGAGGGAAGCCCAGUGGCCUCAAAAUGGAGGAAAAGCCUGUGAAAAUAGAGUUGAAAAAGGAAGACUGUUCUGGGGAGGGAGGUAAUGGUGUCCCUAUGGAUACGUCAGCACCACUGACGUCAACUGUCAAGAUGGAAGACAAGAAGCCGGAAGUGAAGAAGGAGGAAGAAGAGUCAUCAGAAGCUGCUGUUCCACAGGCUCCAAUGAGAAAGAAGAUUUUCAAACCAGAGGAGCUCCGGCAGGCCCUCAUGCCAACUCUGGAGUCUCUGUACAGACAAGACCCUGAGUCGCUGCCCUUCAGAAUGCCUGUUGACCCACAACAGCUGUGCAUACCUGAUUACUUUGACAUUGUGAAGAACCCCAUGGACUUGUCUACUAUCAAGCGAAAGCUGGAUACAGGUCAGUACCAGGAUCCAUGGCAGUAUGUGGACGACAUCUGGCUAAUGUUCAACAACGCCUGGCUGUACAAUCGCAAGACAUCCCGAGUGUACAAGUACUGUUCCAAGCUGGCUGAGGUUUUUGAACAGGAGAUUGACCCCGUCAUGCAGAGUCUUGGUUACUGUUGCGGGAGGAAGCUGGAGUUUUCUCCUCAGACACUGUGCUGCUAUGGGAAGCAGCUGUGCACUAUUCCACGAGACGCUACGUACUUCAGCUACCAGAACAGGUACCACUUCUGAAAGUGUUUCAACGAGAUCCAGGGAGAGACGGUUUCCCUGGGCGAUGACCCAACCCAGCCCCAAACGUCCAUUAACAAGGAUCACUUUGAGAAGAAGAAGAAUGACACACUGGACCCUGAGCUACUUGCUGAAUGUUUGGACUGUGGGCGCAGAAUGCACCAGAUUUGUGUCUUACACAAUGAAACAAUCUGGCCAACGGGUUUUGUAUGUGACGGCUGCUUAAAGAAGACCAAUAAGACAAGGAAAGAGAAUAAGUAUUCUGCCAAACGGUUGCCUCAGACCAAGUUGGGCUUUCUAGAGACAAGGGUGAAUGACUUCUUAAAGCGUCAGGGUCACCCAGAGUCUGGAGAGGUCUCCAUUCGGGUUGUCCACGUGUCUGACAAAGUAGUGGAGGUCAAACCUGGCAUGAAGUCCAGAUUUGUGGACAGUGGAGAGAUGUCAGAGUCUUUCCCGUACAGGACAAAAGCUCUGUUUGCAUUUGAAGACAUUGACGGAGCAGAUGUUUGUUUCUUUGGUAUGCACGUACAAGAGUAUGGAUCGGAUUGCCCUCAGCCGAACCAGAGGCGAGUAUACAUCUCCUAUCUGGACAGUGUGCACUUCUUCCGACCUCGCUGUCUAAGAACGGCCGUCUACCAUGAAAUCCUUAUUGGCUACCUGGAGUAUGUCAAGAAGUUAGGCUACACCACCGGCCACAUUUGGGCCUGCCCACCCAGUGAAGGAGAUGACUACAUCUUCCACUGUCACCCUGCAGAUCAGAAAAUCCCCAAGCCCAAACGCCUCCAAGAGUGGUACAAGAAGAUGCUCGACAAGGCCGUAUCGGAGCGGAUAGUACACGACUACAAGGACAUCUUCAAGCAAGCAACUGAGGAUCGUUUGACCAGUGCCAAGGAAUUACCUUAUUUUGAGGGUGAUUUUUGGCCCAAUGUGCUGGAGGAGAGCAUCAAGGAGCUGGAGCAAGAGGAAGAGGAGAGGAAAAGGGAGGAGAACAGCACUUCCAAUGAGUGCAUUGAUGACACAAAAAGUGACAGUAAAAAUGCAAAGAAGAAGAACAACAAGAAAACGAGUAAGAACAAGAGCAGCCUGAGCCGAGCCAAUAAGAAGAAACCUGGGAUGCCCAGUGUCUCCAGCGACCUGUCGCAGAAACUAUAUGCCACUAUGGAAAAACACAAAGAGGUGUUCUUUGUUAUCCGGUUAAUUGCAGGCCCGAUGGCAAAUGCCUUGCCCCCCAUUGUAGAUCCAGAUCCCUUAAUGGCAUGUGACCUCAUGGAUGGUCGUGAUGCUUUCCUGACAUUGGCUAGGGACAAACACUUGGAGUUCAGUUCCCUGAGGAGAUCUAAGUGGAGCUCUAUGUGCAUGCUCGUGGAGUUGCAUAACCAAAGCCAGGACCGCUUCGUCUACACCUGCAAUGAGUGCAAGCACCACGUGGAGACCAGAUUCCACUGCACUGUCUGUGAGGAUUACGACCUCUGCAUCACCUGCUACAACACUAAGGGCCACGAGCAUAAGAUGGAGAAGUUGGGUCUUGGUUUAGAUGAUGAGAGUAGCAACCAGACUGCUGCUACCACGCAAAGCCCUGGAGAUUCUCGCCGCCUCAGCAUCCAGCGCUGCAUCCAGUCCUUGGUCCAUGCUUGCCAGUGUCGAAAUGCAAACUGUUCAUUGCCGUCCUGUCAAAAGAUGAAGCGCGUUGUUCAGCACACAAAAGGCUGCAAGAAGAAAACCAACGGUGGCUGCCCCAUCUGCAAGCAGCUCAUUGCACUGUGUUGCUACCAUGCCAAACACUGUCAAGAGAACAAGUGCCCAGUGCCUUUUUGUCUGAACAUCAAGCACAAGCUCCGCCAGCAGCAGCUGCAGCAUCGGCUCCAACAGGCACAGAUGCUCAGGAGGAGAAUGGCCAGCAUGCAGCGGGUAGGCCAACCCACACCUGCAGGAGUUCCUGGGGGCAAUGGCCUGCCCUCCCCAGGAACUACCAACAAUUGCGCAACUGGUCCAGGUACCCCCACGUCUGUGGGCACUCAACCUCCCACACCACAGACACCCACCCAGGGGAAUGUAUCUGCAGUCCCCCAGCAGCAGGGAGUUGGCAUUGUGGGAAUGGCAGGAAUGAGUACUCCAGGAAAGCAACAGCAAGUCCAGCAGCAAGGUGGUACUAUGCCUCCCCAACACCACCUCCAUCACCAGUUUCAGCCAAUGGGUGGAGGAGCAGCAGCGGGGAUGAUGAAUUCUCCUCAGCAGCAGAUGGUGUCACAGCUUCAGCAGCAACCUCAGAAUGUCCAGCAGCUCCAGCAGCCACAUCCUGGUGGUUUGCCGCCGUAUAACCCCAGACCACCAGGGGCCUCUACUCUUCACCAGUCCAUGGGAAAACCUGGACUUGGUCCAGCCACCCCACCUCAACAGCAGCAGCAACACAACCAGGGUCAAGGGUCAAUGUCUGCGCAAGGUCAGCAGCCAGGGCCCCCUCUGGCUGCUGUAGAGACGGCUCUUAAAAUCCAGCGUCUAGCAGAGACCCAGAGACAGAUGGCUCAAGCACAGAUCCUGCAGAGACAGGGGCAAGGGGGAAUGAUACCCACACAUUCUCACCACCAGAAUCCACAGGCCCAGAUGGCUAUGUCCCACAUUGGGGCCCAGGGUAUGCCUCCCCAAGCUCAGGGAGUAGUUGGCAGGACUAUGCUAGACCCACAGCAGCAAGGAAUGUUAGCAGGGAUUCAGCAGGGAGGUCCUCAGUCUCAGUUACCACCUCAAGUUCAACAGCAGCUCCAGCAAGUCCAGCAGGGAGCCGGUGGACAGCUUCAGCACAACCAGCAGUGGGGUCCAGGGGGCCCAACAAUGAAUCCACAACAAAGACCAGGCUAUGGUCACAUGGCGUCACAGCAGCAGCCAGCGGUUACCCAGCAGCAGCAGAUACCCCGCCAGCAGCAAGCAGGAAACCGUGGGCUGAUGCAGCUGAUGGGAGUGUCUGCAGGGGCAGCUCCUUCAGCGGCUGGUGCAGGUGGAUCAAGUAACCCUCCCCAGGCAGCACUACAGGAUCUCCUGCGUACACUUCGCUCUCCAAGCUCACCCCUUCAACAACAGCAGGUUCUCAGCAUUCUUCGAGCCAACCCCCUCCUUAUGGCUGCUUUUAUUAAGCAGCGAGCAGCCAGGUCAGGAGCUCAGGCUGGAGCCGGGGCUGCUGGAGGUCCUCCACAAGGUGGCCCUGCCGGGGUGAGGUUCCAGGGGCCUGCUGGAGGGCUAUCUGGUGUAGGAGGUCCUGGCGGGAACCAAAUGCCAAACAUGGAUGGGCAACAGCAAGUUAAUGUGAGUCAGGCUGGCCAGCCUGGGAUGACCAUUGGUCAGGGUGGAACACAAGGAGGGAAUAUGCCCACCAUGGCUCAGCUUCAGCAGCUCCAACAGCAGCAACAGCAGCGCCCAAUGCUACCCGGGAAUCUACAGCAGCAAAUGGCUGCACUGCAACAGCAACAGGGGGUGAUGCAACCGGGACAACAAGGAAACAUGUCUACCAUGAGUCCACAGUACAGAGAGGCUUUGCUUCGGAAACACCUGCAGCAGCAGCAACAACAUGGCAACCACGGGCAGUUUCAGCAGCAACAAGGGCAGCAAGCCUUCAUGCAGCCUGGGCAUGGACAACCAGGUAUGCCUAUUUCAUCCCAACCCCAGACUGGAGGUGGAGGUGUUGGAGGUCCUCAGCAGCCGCAAGUGGGUCCGCAGGGAGGUCCAGGACAGCUAAAUCAGCAAGGUUACCCAGGCUCCAUGUUGCAGGUAACAGCAGCUUUGCAACAAAAGCUGCAGCAUCAGAUGCAGAUGCAGCAGCAGCAGCAGAAUUCAAUGGGUGGGCUACAAGGACAAGAUGGAGGGCCCAGUGGAGGUACUGGAGGAUCAGGUGGACCUCCACUGCAGCCUGGACAUGGGCAACAACAGCAGGGUGGAGGUGGUGGAGCACCACAGCCUCAGGGGUCCCAAGGCAUGUUCCAGCAGUCCAUCCACCAGAGGCUCCUCCAGCAGCAGCAGCAGCAGCAGCUUGGAGGGGCCUCCCCAGCCCACCAUAGCAGUCCUCUGAGCCCACAGCAACAGAUGGCACAGUCCCCCCACCUCCAGGGACAAGGAGGACUCGGUCCAGCAGGGUCUCUCAGCAGUCAGGUCCGCUCCCCUCAACCCUCUCCACGACCACAGUCACAGCCUCCACACUCCAGCCCGUCCCCCCGUAUGCAGCCCUCUUCCCAACCUCAGCCCUCACCUCACCGUAUCUCCCCACAAACUCGGACUGGUUCGCCCCAUCCGGCUCACAUGGGCUCACAUCAUCCCAGUAUGGCUCCACCUCAACCUCCACAACCCCAACAGCAGCAAGGAGGUUCUGCAGACACUAGUCAGUUUAGCUCAGACCAGAACUCAAUUAUGUCCCAACUGAGCGGCAUGGCUGGGAUGCAGGGCGGACAGGGGCCGCAGUCGGACAUGUUGGGUGGGAAUAACAAUAACAGCAGCAACAGCCAAGAACUGGGAACGAACGUGAACCACAAUAAUUUAGAACUAAUGUAGCCUUGACUGCACACUGUCAAAGUUCUGAUCAGUUUGCCCAAAUGACAGAAGGGAGGCUCAACGACUGCUUUGGGGAUCUAGAAGUUUUUAUUUUAUUUAAAUAUUUUUGUCAUGUGUAAAAUAAGAACUGAAGCUUCCUCCUAUGGGAGAUGUAACAUGAAUCAUAGAAGUCAAUAAAUGAAUAAAUUAAACAAUGGUAAGUUAUUGUUGUUAUAUAUAUCAAUAUAUUUUUUUGCCAAGUGUGUACAAAGGUGGGAGGGCAAUGUUUCAGGUUGAAGAUAUUUCUUACAUAGUCUGUCAUUUUUUGAGGGACUGAGAUUUUUUUUUUUAUGAAUAUUUUUGAGACUUUAAAUGUGGCUUAAAGUGUUGACAAAAUGUCCCAUUUCUGAGGGUUUUUUUUUUUAAUAUCCAGUCAUGAUUGUAUCAAUUUUGCAAAGCAUAUCCCCCCCCCCCCCCCCCCCCCCCC
This is a messenger RNA of Thalassophryne amazonica, 9186 nucleotides long. RefSeq names its product E1A binding protein p300 a (gene ep300a). Gene Ontology annotation, molecular function: chromatin DNA binding; protein binding; transcription coactivator activity. Gene Ontology annotation, biological process: positive regulation of transcription by RNA polymerase II. The record is from RefSeq and is a predicted model, not a curated record. Gene Ontology annotation, cellular component: histone acetyltransferase complex; nucleus; transcription regulator complex. NCBI's taxonomy places the organism in Eukaryota, Metazoa, Chordata, Actinopteri, Batrachoidiformes, Batrachoididae.